AGCGCGAUCUCUUCCGCCAACUGCCCCUGGGAACAAGAUGGCCGGCCGGCGGAUGUGACGCAACACGCCCGAGCGUUCUACGCUGCGCCGGUGGCCAAUCAGAGACGCCCAGACUGGUCGCUGCUGAUUGAUUCUUUCAAAUAGUGCUUGACGGAUAAAUCUGCACUUUUGCUUCAACGAAACUUGACAAUGGAAGAAAAAAACACACAGUGCGAAAGUGAAAGUGAAGUUGAAAUUCCCAGAGUGCCAGUAAUUACUUUUGACCCUCAAUUAUACAUACAGCGGUACCAGUUCGUUACAGAUUUAGUGGAUAAGUAUCAACUCAAGAAGGUUGCAGACCUGGGAUGUGGUGAUGCUGUACUCCUAAGGCAUUUAAAAAUGUAUCCAUGCGUUCAAGUGCUUGUUGGAGUAGAUAUCAUGAGAGAGCACACUUUACAAUGGAUUGGGUAUAACCUGAGUCCCUUAGUGGCGGAUUAUGUGAUGCCCCGGGAUCUGGAUUUGACUGUUACAUUGUAUCAAGGCUCUGUUGUGGAGAAAGACUCUCGUUUGCUUGGAUUCGACUUGAUAACGUGUAUUGAAUUAAUAGAACAUUUGAAUUCAGACGAUCUGGCCAGAUUUCCUGAAGUGGUAUUUGGAUACCUGUCUCCAUCCAUGGUCAUCAUCAGCACACCAAACUCUGAAUUCAAUCCCCUAUUUGAAGUAAAGACUGUAAGAAAUUCAGAUCAUAAAUUCGAGUGGAGUAGGAAGGAAUUCCAGAGCUGGGCUUUAGGUGUGGCAAAGACCUAUAAUUACUCUGUGGAGUUCACUGGUGUGGGAGAACCACCAGCUGGGUCUGAGAGUGUUGGAUUCUGUACGCAGAUUGGCCUCUUCCGGAAAAACGGGGGAAAGGCAGCCGAGUUAUGUGUUUCAGACCAGCCUGAUCAGCAUGUUUAUAACCCUGUUUAUACAGUCAAAUACCCAAGUUUGCAGCAGGAUAAGUACCUCAAAAAGGUGCUGUCUCAGAAAGUGUUGCAAGAAGUGUACAAGUCAAGAGCAACAUACCUGCUCCCGCUUAAGGAACAGGAGGAGGGCAAGGAACCGCCCCCCCUUAGUUGGUUUACAUAUGAACCACCCCUCUCAAAAGAUGAAAAAGCUAGGGUAGCGGCGUCUCCGAAACCCUUCAGUGUUGAAGAUAAGUUCUUUGUGCCCUUGCAAAGGCUCCUUGCUUAUCCCCGUUUGAACCAGUUAGUAGGUGGUAGUGAAGAAAGGAUGAGGUCACUCCUUGCUUCCGAAGUAACUUUGAGCAGUGAUGGUUCUGCAGUGGAGAUUGUCCUGCACGAUCCACCUGAUGUCCCUUAUGAUGAUGAUGAUGAUGAUUAUCCUGAUGAUUAUCCUGACGUUCCCGAUCAUCCUGACGAUCCCGAUCAUGACGAUCCUCAUCAUGAUCCCGAUCAUCAUGAUCCCGAUCAUCCUGGUGAUCCUGAUCAUCCUCCUGAUGAUUGUUGGGAUCUGUGAGCUAUCCUUAUUUCUUGUGAUGGUGGGGAUCACUUAGAAUUUCGUUUAAACUUCUUAAGUAGCUGUAAUUCAAGUAAUGUUUUUAAAAUUUUAACAUGGAUGUCCAAGUUUCAAGCUGCUGGGCAAAUCUUGGCAUACAGCCAGACUGCAGUAAGCCCCGAGAAAGAUGAGGGUUUAACAGGGGUGUGCUUUCUUUUGAAACUGGACAUUUUCUUUGAUUUUUUUUUUCAAGAAUAAAGUAGUUGUAUA
Molecule: messenger RNA, 1743 nt
Organism: Lemur catta (Ring-tailed lemur)
Lineage: Eukaryota; Metazoa; Chordata; Mammalia; Primates; Lemuridae
Gene: HENMT1
Product: HEN methyltransferase 1
Exons: 8
Coding region: 190-1494 (434 amino acids)
Biological process (GO): RNA methylation; siRNA processing; piRNA processing
Cellular component (GO): nucleus; cytoplasm
Molecular function (GO): RNA methyltransferase activity; O-methyltransferase activity
Source: RefSeq, a predicted model, not a curated record